GGAGAUCUAGGUGGGAUCCCACCCUCUGUCAUUCGGUGCUUCGCCUCCCAUCAGUCGGAACAAGAAACGACUUCCAUCCCAUUUUUCGGUAAGAACACCUUGGAAGCCAUAUGAUUUGCUUUCAUCAUGAUGCUGUCAGGGGUCUCCAGCUGAAAGCGCUCCAUUUUCUCGUCUCUUGAUGACGCCCAGGUAGGUCACAAUCGACACCGGCCAAUCCGUCCGUGAGUGGCUGCGUGAUUUGCUCUUGUGAUGCUAUCUGCCUGUCUGUCCGUCUGUCUGUCUGUCCUCCAGUGAGUGCACGCCAUGACUGACCGGCCGCUACCAUCAGAUGUCCCAUCGGCCCUCCACUCGGUGACAGUAGAGGCACUCCUUCGUCUCGACGGUGAGUGACAACUUGAAGGGAGAAAGACACACAUUCACAACCAGUGCACGAAGAAAACGGGCCAUCGUGUGUUCUCCCUUGUAUGCAGAGCUUCGUCGUUCGACGGAGGGAGAGCAGCAGCAAUACAAAAAGCGAAUUUUUGAGCUCGAGACACAAAGGGACGACUACAGACGUGAGCGAGACGAAGCUCUUGACCGGGCACGGCGAGCGGAAGAAGAGCUGCGAGAGUUGCGGGCGCCCGGCCAUGCGCAGAACGACAACUCGACUGUCGGCACGAUUGCUCAUCAGGGCGGUCUGUAUCAUGGCCCUUUGGCGAAUGGAGUGCCGGACGGGAGAGGAGUGCUCGUGGCUGUGCUACACGCGACGGACGGCGAGACCAAGAUAUACGGGGGAGAGUGGAGGGGCGGCGAGCGUCACGGCAAGGGGGCGGAGUUCGCAACCUGUCAGAUCAAGCGAAAGAAGAAGACAUGUCUCGUGUAUGAGGGCGACUUCGCGGACGGCAAGCGAGAUGGCAAGGACACAGAAUAUGCAUCAGACGGUCAGAAGAUGGUGAACAUCUACGAGGGUGGGUGGAAGAACGGCAUGCGACGCGGCCACGGCAAGUCCACGAGCACGCCGGGUCGCCACUGUGGCCGUCGCUUUGGCGAGACAGUGUACGAGGGUCAGAGGGCAGAUGGCGAGAUGAAGGGAGACGGCCGCAUUACCAACCUGAACCUUUGCGAUGACAAGGGAGACUGUUUAGGGCAGUACACAGGCCCCACACUCGACGGCAAACCACACGGCGAGGGGAAAGUGCGCCACUGCGGUGGCGUUGUCUACGACGGCGGAUGGAAGGAGGGAAAGCAGCACGGCCAGGGGGAGGAGCGCACUAUGUUUUCUGAAGGAGUGAGCUACAAUGGUGAGUGGGUCGAAGGAGACAAGAAGGGAGCCGGCGUGGCGACGGGCAUGCUAUGGGAGUGUGGCUUAUAUUAUGGUGAGACACUCGACGGCAAGCCACACGGCCAGGGCGAGCUCCGAGACUACCGAAACAAGGAACUGGUCGUAUACUCCGGCGAAUGGAGGGACGGCGAGAGGCACGGCCAAGGGAAGGCAUCCGCUCCUUUCGCCCGUUCUCCGGUGUGGUUUGAAGGGGAGUGGAGAGAGAACCUCAUACAUAAGGGAACGCUCUUCCCUGAGGGGGUCUGGUUCUCAGUGACGAGGCCUGGUGAGACCCCUACAUGGCCCAUCAAGGCCAUUCAAUGGCAAGAGGGGCAGCAGAUAGCUGACAUGGAUGUGGGGGGUAAGACAAGGUUGUGGCAGGUCCUGAAGGAUCGGGGCACGGCAGAGUAUCUUCCUGCUGGUACACUGGUGUAGCCGGUGUCUCGUGUAUCGUGUCUCGAUGUGUGUCGGAGCUGACAGGAUGGCGAUUGAUAUCCGUUGGUCUGUCAAUGUGGCUCUGUCGCUGUCUGGAUCUCCACAAGGCGGCUUUGAUAAGAAUGAAGGUCUUCCCUUUUUUGGAGCUCACAUGUCAUGUACAUGAGAUGAAGUGACAAUCUGAUUGCUCCAACAAUGAGACUCGAUUCUCUUAGUGUGUCGAUUCGAUUAAG
Messenger RNA from Vitrella brassicaformis, 1968 nucleotides. NCBI's taxonomy places the organism in Eukaryota, Vitrellaceae. The record is from the annotation of a GenBank genome assembly.